UCAAAAAGAUGAAAGCAGCUAGGUGGCCCUUUUACAGCACCUUUUGUUACGUUUGAUCUGAUCCAUCAUCCAUCACCCAUAAAUGCCUCCUAUCUAGAUAGGACGACUGUCCACACUUCACCCCAAACGCUCUCGUACUCUCAUUUUCACUGUCACUGAUUAUCAACACUCAAAAUUAUUAUCGCAGCACCCAAAAAUGCAGUCCAUAUUCAACCUCCGAGCCUCCUAUGGCGUCCCUCUCUGUCUUUCAGGGAUAACCCUUACCGUCCACGCUUCUCUUCCGCAAGAGAUCACGGAUCACGAUCGCAGAAGGGAGAUCAUAAGACUGAGAAGGCACGGAUCACUGAAUACGCACCCUCUUCAUGCAAUUCAAGAAAUGGGUUCCCUCACAAACUUUGUGGGGAUCAAACAUGACGAGCAUGGAGAUCUGGACGAUGCCAUCCUACUCGAUCUGUUUCAGGCUUACACUGCUAAAGCUGCAUAGUAACUUCUUCACCAGAAUCAUCACUGUUUGUGGUCGUGUGUCUAGGCUCUGUUUUUACC
Prosopis cineraria is the source of this 543-nucleotide messenger RNA. RefSeq lists its product as uncharacterized. The coding region runs from base 197 to 484 and encodes 95 amino acids. The transcript has 2 exons. The record is from RefSeq and is a predicted model, not a curated record. Lineage: Eukaryota; Viridiplantae; Streptophyta; Magnoliopsida; Fabales; Fabaceae.